AUGGCCUCUAAACUAAAGGAACGGAAAAGGACUCCAGUGUCUCACAAAGUGAUUGAGAAAAGAAGGAGGGAUCGGAUCAAUCGCUGCCUCAAUGAAUUGGGGAAGACCGUGCCAAUGGCUUUGGCAAAGCAGAGCUCUGGGAAGUUAGAGAAAGCAGAGAUCCUGGAAAUGACUGUUCAGUAUCUGCGAGCCUUGCAUUCGGCAGAUUUCCCCCGUGGCAGAGAAAAGGCAGAGCUUUUAGCUGAGUUCGCCAACUAUUUUCACUAUGGAUACCACGAGUGUAUGAAGAAUCUAGUCCAUUACCUGACCACAGUGGAACGGAUGGAGACCAAAGACACCAAAUAUGCUCGGAUCCUGGCUUUCCUGCAGUCCAAAUCUCGCUUUGUCACCGAACCCAUCUUCACCACUCUGGGAUCGCUCCCAGAACCGGACUUCUCCUACCAGCUUCACCCAGCUCCGGAGUGCCCGGCUCACAGUCCCAAUGAGUCUAUGUUUCAGCAGGGAUCCGGGGCUCCGUUUUCCUGGCAUGGUCCUGCCAGAAGCCCCACCAUCCCUUACCUUCCCAACGCAGCCAUGCCCCUCCCUAACCCCGGGCAGCAACGCAACACUUUCCUGUCGUCAGUUCAAGGUCUGGACAGACACUAUCUCAACCUGAUUGGUCAUUCCCACUCCAGCACCUUCAGUCUGCCCCACGGCCAGCAUCCCCCCUCUGUGCUAUAG
Molecule: messenger RNA, 720 nt
Organism: Emys orbicularis (European pond turtle)
Lineage: Eukaryota; Metazoa; Chordata; Testudines; Emydidae
Gene: HELT
Product: helt bHLH transcription factor
Exons: 4
Coding region: 1-720 (239 amino acids)
Biological process (GO): regulation of neurogenesis; regulation of transcription by RNA polymerase II; anterior/posterior pattern specification
Cellular component (GO): nucleus
Molecular function (GO): DNA-binding transcription factor activity, RNA polymerase II-specific; protein dimerization activity; RNA polymerase II cis-regulatory region sequence-specific DNA binding
Source: RefSeq, a predicted model, not a curated record